Messenger RNA from Odocoileus virginianus texanus, 8161 nucleotides. RefSeq names its product filamin B (gene FLNB). The record is from RefSeq and is a predicted model, not a curated record. Gene Ontology annotation, molecular function: actin filament binding. Gene Ontology annotation, biological process: actin cytoskeleton organization. NCBI's taxonomy places the organism in Eukaryota, Metazoa, Chordata, Mammalia, Artiodactyla, Cervidae.
GCAGCCCCAGCUGCGGCUUCGGUAGCAGCGAGUUCGAGCCCCGCUCCCGCUCCGCUUUGGUUUUUCGCUCCCCGCGGCCCUUGGGCCUCCCUACGCCAGUCUCCGGCAGCUUGCUGCGCAUAGCGCUCUCCCCGCCGCCAGAAUGCCGGUAACCGAGAAGGACCUGGCGGAGGACGCGCCCUGGAAGAAGAUCCAGCAGAACACCUUCACGCGUUGGUGCAACGAGCACCUUAAGUGCGUGAACAAGCGCAUAGGGAACCUGCAGACCGACCUGAGCGACGGGCUGCGGCUCAUCGCGCUCCUGGAGGUGCUCAGCCAGAAGCACAUGUACCGCAAGUACCACCAGCGGCCCACCUUCCGCCAGAUGCAGCUGGAGAACGUGUCCGUGGCGCUCGAGUUCUUGGACCGCGAGAGCAUCAAGCUCGUGUCCAUCGACAGCAAAGCCAUCGUGGAUGGCAAUCUGAAGCUCAUCUUGGGCCUGGUGUGGACGCUCAUCCUCCACUACUCCAUCUCCAUGCCCGUGUGGGAGGAUGAAGGAGACGAUGAUGCCAAGAAGCAGACACCAAAGCAGAGGCUGCUCGGGUGGAUUCAGAACAAGAUCCCCUACUUGCCCAUCACCAACUUCAACCAGAACUGGCAAGACGGCAAAGCCCUGGGAGCUUUGGUAGACAGCUGUGCCCCAGGUCUGUGCCCAGACUGGGAAUCCUGGGAUCCACGGAAGCCUGUGGAUAACGCACGGGAAGCCAUGCAGCAGGCAGACGACUGGCUCGGUGUCCCACAGGUCAUCACUCCUGAAGAAAUUAUUCACCCGGAUGUGGAUGAGCACUCAGUGAUGACUUACCUGUCCCAGUUCCCCAAAGCCAAGCUCAAGCCUGGAGCUCCCCUUAAACCCAAACUCAACCCCAAGAAAGCCAGGGCCUAUGGCAGAGGUAUCGAGCCCACUGGGAACAUGGUGAAGCAGCCGGCCAAGUUCACCGUGGACACAAUCAGUGCCGGGCAAGGUGACGUCAUGGUGUUUGUUGAGGACCCAGAAGGGAACAAAGAGGAGGCACUCGUGACCCCUGACAGCGAUAAGAACAAGACAUACUCUGUGGAGUAUCUGCCCAAGGUCACCGGACUGCACAAAGUCACAGUCCUCUUUGCAGGCCAGCACAUCUCCAAGAGCCCAUUCGAGGUGAAUGUCGACAAGGCCCAGGGAGAUGCCAGUAAAGUCACUGCGAAAGGCCCAGGCUUGGAAGCUGCCGGCAACAUCGCCAAUAAGCCCACCUAUUUUGACAUCUACACAGCAGGUGCUGGCGUGGGCGACAUUGGUGUGGAGGUGGAAGAUCCGCAGGGGAGGAACACCGUGGAGCUGCUCGUGGAAGACAGAGGAAACCAAGUGUAUCGAUGUGUGUACAAACCAAUGCAACCUGGCCCCCACGUGGUCAGGGUUUCCUUUGCUGGGGACACCAUCCCCAAGAGUCCCUUCGUUGUUCAGGUCGGGGAAGCCUGCAAUCCAAACGCCUGUCGGGCCAGUGGCCGAGGCCUGCAGCCUAAAGGCAUUCGUGUCCGAGAAACUGCAGACUUCAGAGUUGACACCAAAGCUGCUGGAAGCGGAGAGCUCGGCGUCACCAUUAAGGGUCCUAAGGGUCUGGAGGAGCUGGUGAAACAGAAAGGCUUUCAGGAUGGAGUCUAUGCAUUUGAGUAUUACCCCAGCACCCAGGGGAAAUACAGCAUCUCCAUCACGUGGGGGGGACACCACAUUCAAAAGAGCCCUUUUGAAGUUCAAGUUGGCCCGGAAGCAGGCAUGCAGAAAGUCCGUGCGUGGGGACCUGGCCUCCACGGCGGGAUUGUUGGGCGGUCAGCAGACUUCGUAGUGGAGUCCAUUGGUUCUGAAGUGGGGUCUCUGGGGUUUGCCAUUGAAGGCCCCUCGCAGGCGAAGAUUGAGUAUGAUGACCAGAAUGACGGGUCGUGUGAUGUCAAGUACUGGCCCAAGGAGCCGGGUGAAUAUGCCGUUCACAUCAUGUGCGACGAUGAGGACAUCAAGGACAGUCCCUUCAUGGCCUACAUCCACCCGGCCUCGGGAGACUACAACCCAGACCUGGUGCAAGCGUACGGGCCAGGUUUGGAGAAAUCCGGAUGCAUUGUCAACAACCUGGCUGAGUUCACUGUGGAUCCUAAGAAUGCCGGAAAAGCUCCCUUAAAGAUAUUUGCUCAGGAUGGGGACGGCCAGCCCAUUGACAUCCAGAUGAAGAGCCGGAUGGAUGGCACCUAUGCCUGCUCGUACACCCCGGUUAAGGCCAUCAAGCACACCAUUGCCGUGGUCUGGGGAGGUGUCAGCAUCCCGCACAGCCCUUACAGGGUCAGCAUCGGACAGGGUAGCCAUCCCCAGAAGGUCAAAGUAUUUGGGCCAGGAGUGGAGAGAAGUGGCCUGAAGGCACACGAACCCACUCACUUCACCGUGGACUGUACUGAGGCUGGCGAAGGUGAUGUCAGCGUUGGCAUUAAAUGUGAUGCCCGGGUGUUAAGUGAUGAGGAGGAAGACGUGGAUUUUGACAUUAUUCACAACGCCAAUGAUACGUUUACAGUCAAAUAUGUGCCUCCUGCCGCCGGGCGAUACACUAUCAAAGUUCUCUUUGCCUCUCAGGAAAUCCCCACCAGCCCUUUCAGAGUCAAGGUCGACCCUUCCCAUGACGCCAGCAAAGUGAAGGCAGAAGGCCCGGGGCUCAGCAAAGCAGGUGUGGAAAACGGGAAGCCCACCCACUUCACUGUCUACACCAAGGGAGCCGGAAAGGCCCCUCUCAACGUGCAGUUCAGCAGCCCAGUCCCUGGCGACGCCGUGAAGGAUCUGGAUAUCAUCGACAACUAUGACUACUCUCACACCGUUAAAUACACGCCCACCCAGCAGGGUAACAUGCAGGUUCUGGUUACAUACGGCGGCGAUCCCAUCCCUAAAAGCCCAUUCACCGUGGGUGUGGCUGCUCCGCUGGAUCUGAGCAGGAUAAAAAUUAAUGGACUGGAAAACAGAGUCGAAGUUGGGAAGGACCAGGAGUUCGCCGUGGACACCAGGGGAGCAGGCGGCCAGGGGAAGCUGGACGUGACGAUCCUAAGCCCCUCGAGGAAGGUCGUGCCAUGUCUGGUGGCCCCCAUGGCAGGCCGGGAGGGCAGCACGGCCAAGUUCAUCCCGCGGGAGGAAGGGUUGUAUGCCGUCGACUUGACCUAUGACGGACAUCCUGUGCCCGGAAGCCCGUACAUGGUGGAGGCCUCGCUGCCGCCUGAUCCCACCAAGGUGAAGGCCCAUGGUCCUGGCCUCAGAGGUGGUCUUGUGGGCAAGCCUGCCGAGUUCACCAUCGACACCAAAGGAGCUGGAACUGGAGGUCUGGGCCUAACCGUGGAAGGACCGUGCGAGGCCAAAAUCGAGUGCUCGGACAACGGCGAUGGGACCUGCUCCGUCUCCUACCUCCCGACAAAGCCCGGGGAGUACUUCGUCAACAUCCUCUUCGAAGAAGUCCACAUACCUGGCUCUCCCUUCAAAGCCGACAUUGAAAUGCCCUUCGACCCCUCCAAAGUCGUGGCAUCCGGCCCAGGCCUCGAGCACGGGAAGGUGGGCGAGGCCGGGCUGCUCAGCGUGGACUGUUCGGAAGCGGGGCCAGGGGCCCUGGGCCUGGAAGCUGUCUCAGACUCAGGGGCGAAAGCCGAAGUCUGUAUCGAGAACAACAAAGAUGGCACCUACGCGGUGACCUAUGUGCCCCUGACGGCUGGCAUGUACACGCUGACCAUGAAGUACGGCGGGGAGCUGGUGCCGCACUUCCCCGCCAGGGUCAAGGUGGAGCCCGCUGUGGACACCAGCAGGGUCAAAGUCUUUGGGCCUGGAAUAGAAGGAAAAGAUGUGUUUCGUGAAGCCACCACCGAUUUCACGGUGGACUCGCGGCCCCUGACGCAGGUUGGAGGCAACCACAUCAAGGCCCACAUUGCCAACCCCUCCGGGGCCUCCACAGAGUGUUUCGUCACAGACAAUGCUGAUGGGACCUACCAGGUGGAAUACACGCCCUUCGAGAAGGGCCUCCAUGUAGUGGAAGUAACCUACGACGAUGUGCCCGUCCCAAAUAGUCCCUUUAAAGUGGCUGUGACUGAAGGCUGCCAGCCUUCUCGGGUUCAAGCUCAAGGACCUGGGUUGAAGGAGGCUUUCACCAAUAAGCCCAACGUCUUCACGGUGGUUACCAGAGGGGCAGGAAUUGGGGGUCUCGGCAUAACUGUGGAGGGACCGUCCGAGUCAAAGAUAAACUGCAGAGACAACAAAGAUGGCAGCUGCAGUGCCGAGUAUGUUCCCUUUGCUCCGGGAGAUUAUGACGUGAAUAUCACAUACGGAGGUGCCCACAUUCCUGGCAGCCCCUUCAGGGUUCCUGUGAAGGAUGUUGUGGACCCCAGCAAGGUCAAGAUCGUUGGCCCUGGGCUGGGCUCCGGUGUCCGAGCUCGCGUCUUGCAGUCCUUCACGGUGGACAGCAGCAAGGCUGGCCUGGCCCCUCUGGAAGUGAGGGUCAUGGGUCCACGAGCUAAUCAGAGGAUUUCCUGGUCAAGGCGCAGCCCCUUGAAAGCCAUUUCAGGGUUCUUUAAACGUGACUGGAAGGGUGACGUUAUGGAGACAGGCCUGGUGGAGCCAGUGAACGUGGUGGACAAUGGUGAUGGCACACAUACAGUGACCUACACCCCAUCCCAGGAGGGACCUUACGUGGUCUCUGUUAAAUACGCUGAUGAAGAGAUCCCUCGUAGUCCCUUUAAGGUCAAGGUCCUUCCCACAUACGAUGCCAGCAAAGUGACUGCCAGUGGCCCUGGCCUCAGUACCUAUGGUGUGCCUGCCAGCCUGCCUGUGGAGUUUGCGAUCGAUGCCAGAGAUGCUGGGGAAGGCCUGCUUGCUGUUCAGAUAACGGACCAAGAGGGGAAACCCAAAAGAGCCAUUGUCCACGAUAAUAAAGAUGGCACGUACGCUGUCACUUACAUCCCAGACAAGACUGGACGGUAUAUGAUUGGGGUCACCUACGGCGGGGAUGACAUCCCAUUGUCUCCCUACCGCAUCCGGGCCACACAGACGGGUGAUGCCAGCAAGUGCCUGGCCACAGGGCCUGGAAUCGCCUCUACUGUGAAAACCGGCGAGGAAGUGGGCUUUGUGGUCGAUGCCAAGACCGCCGGAAAGGGCAAAGUGACCUGCACAGUUUUGACCCCAGACGGCACUGAGGCUGAGGCCGAUGUCAUCGAGAAUGAGGAUGGCACCUAUGACAUCUUCUACACAGCUGCCAAGCCGGGCACCUACGUCAUCUAUGUGCGCUUUGGUGGCGUCGAUAUUCCCAACAGUCCCUUCACUGUCAUGGCCACAGAUGGGGAAGUCGCAGCUGUGAAGGAGGCACCGGUAAAUGCAUGUCCCCCUGGAUUCAGGCCCUGGGUAACAGAAGAGGCCUAUGUCCCAGUGAGCAACAUGAACGGCCUGGGGUUUAAGCCUUUCGACUUGGUCAUUCCAUUUGCAGUCAGGAAAGGAGAAAUCACCGGAGAGGUUCACAUGCCUUCCGGGAAGACAGCCACGCCCGAGAUUGUGGACAACAAGGAUGGCACGGUCACGGUCAGAUACGCCCCCACGGAGGUUGGCCUCCAUGAGAUGCACAUCAAGUACAUGGGUAGCCACAUUCCUGAGAGCCCGCUCCAGUUCUAUGUGAACUACCCCAACAGUGGGAGCGUGUCUGCGUACGGCCCGGGCCUGGUGUACGGAGUGGCCAACAAAACCGCCACCUUCACCAUCGUCACCGAGGACGCAGGAGAAGGUGGCCUGGACUUGGCUAUCGAGGGACCCUCAAAGGCCGAAAUCAGCUGUAUUGACAACAAAGAUGGGACGUGCACGGUGACCUACCUGCCCACCUUGCCGGGCGACUACAGCAUUCUGGUCAAGUACAAUGACAAACACAUCCCUGGCAGCCCCUUCACAGCCAAGAUCACAGACGACAACAGACGGUGCUCUCAGGUGAAGCUGGGCUCAGCCGCCGACUUCUUGCUCGACAUCAGCGAGACUGACCUCAGCACCUUGACGGCCAGCAUCAAGGCCCCGUCCGGUCGUGACGAGCCUUGUCUCCUGAAGAGGCUGCCCAACAAUCACAUUGGCAUCUCCUUCAUCCCCCGGGAGGUGGGUGAACAUCUGGUCAGCAUCAAGAAGAACGGCAACCAUGUGGCCAACAGCCCCGUAUCCAUCAUGGUGGUCCAGUCGGAGAUCGGGGAUGCCCGCAGAGCCAAAGUCUAUGGCCGUGGCCUGUCAGAAGGCCGGACUUUCGAGAUGUCUGACUUCAUUGUGGACACAAGAGAUGCAGGUUAUGGAGGCAUCUCCUUGGCGGUGGAAGGCCCUAGCAAGGUGGACAUCCAGACCGAGGACCUGGAGGACGGCACCUGCAAGGUCUCCUACUUCCCCACCGUGCCUGGCGUUUACAUCGUCUCCACCAAGUUCGCUGACGAGCACGUGCCUGGGAGUCCGUUCACCGUGAAAAUCAGCGGGGAGGGAAGAGUCAAGGAGAGCAUCACCCGUACCAGCCGAGCCCCGUCUGUGGCCACUGUUGGCAGCAUCUGUGACCUGAACCUGAAAAUCCCAGAAAUCGACAGCAGUGACAUGUCGGCCCACGUCACCAGCCCCUCUGGCCGCGUGACCGAGGCGGAGAUUGUGCCGGUGGGGAAGAACUCGCACUGCGUCCGGUUCGUGCCCCAGGAGAUGGGCGUUCACACCGUCAGCGUCAAGUACCGCGGCCAGCACGUCACCGGCAGCCCCUUCCAGUUCACCGUGGGGCCGCUGGGCGAGGGCGGUGCCCACAAGGUCCGGGCAGGCGGCCCUGGCCUGGAGCGAGGAGAAGCCGGAGUUCCGGCGGAGUUCAGCAUCUGGACCCGGGAGGCAGGCGCCGGGGGCCUCUCCAUUGCUGUGGAGGGCCCCAGUAAGGCUGAGAUUACAUUCGAUGACCAUAAAAACGGAUCUUGUGGUGUGUCUUAUAUUGCCCAGGAACCUGGUAACUACGAGGUGUCCAUCAAGUUCAAUGACGAGCACAUUCCCGAAAGUCCCUACCUGGUACCAGUGAUCGCGCCCUCGGACGAUGCCCGCCGCCUCACUGUUCUGAGCCUUCAGGAAUCGGGAUUAAAAGUUAAUCAGCCAGCCUCCUUUGCUAUAAGGUUGAACGGGGCAAAAGGCAAGAUCGAUGCAAAGGUGCACAGCCCCUCUGGAGCUGUGGAGGAAUGCCACGUGUCUGAACUGGAGCCAGACAAGUAUGCUGUUCGCUUCAUCCCCCACGAGAAUGGUGUCCACACAAUCGACGUCAAGUUCAACGGGAGCCACGUGGUUGGAAGUCCCUUCAAAGUGCGCGUCGGGGAGCCUGGACAAGCGGGGAACCCCGCCCUGGUGUCGGCCUAUGGCGCAGGGCUUGAGGGGGGCUCCACAGGUAUCCAGUCAGAGUUUUUCAUCAAUACCACCCGAGCAGGGCCAGGGACAUUAUCCGUCACCAUUGAAGGGCCGUCCAAAGUUAAAAUGGAUUGCCAGGAAACCCCCGAAGGGUACAAGGUCAUGUACACUCCCAUGGCUCCUGGAAACUACCUGAUUGGCGUCAAAUAUGGCGGGCCCAACCACAUCGUGGGCAGCCCGUUCAAGGCCAAAGUGACAGGUCAGCGUCUGGUCAGCCCCGGCUCAGCCAACGAGACCUCCUCCAUCCUGGUGGAGUCGGUGACCAGGUCCUCGACGGAGACCCGCUACAGCGCCAUCCCCAAGGCAUCCUCAGAUGCUAGCAAGGUGACCUCCAAGGGCGCAGGGCUCUCGAAGGCCUUCCUGGGCCAGAAGAGCUCCUUCCUGGUGGACUGCAGCAAAGCCGGUUCGAACAUGCUGCUGAUCGGGGUCCACGGACCCACCACCCCCUGCGAAGAAGUCUCCAUGAAGCACGUGGGCAAUCAGCAGUACAACGUGACCUACGUGGUCAAGGAGCGGGGGGACUACGUCCUGGCCGUGAAGUGGGGAGAGGAACACAUUCCCGGCAGCCCGUUCCACGUCACCGUGCCUUAAAACGCUUCCCGUUGGCCCAGCAGCCGUGCUGGCCGCUGCUUCUGUUGCUCAUCUGUUCACUCGUUUUAUACAAAGUCCUCCGGCCUGUUUGUGGGGCUGAAAACCCCAUCCUCAAAA